Molecule: messenger RNA, 603 nt
Organism: Rhinocladiella mackenziei CBS 650.93
Lineage: Eukaryota; Fungi; Ascomycota; Eurotiomycetes; Chaetothyriales; Herpotrichiellaceae
Exons: 1
Coding region: 1-603 (200 amino acids)
Source: RefSeq, a predicted model, not a curated record
AUGGCGUCCAACUUAUUGUUGCGGGUGUUUACAGCAGACGACCUUCGAAAUGAGGAGGAAUUACUCGUUGCGCUCCUGGAUAUGGUCAACAAGACAUACAGAUCCCAUCACGAAGAAGGCAUCAUAAGUCGGUUUGCAACCUCGGACGAAAUCUGGCGAGAACUUGGUGAGGAUGGGCAGUGUGCCGUCAUUCAAAUUCCGGAAAGAGGAGGCCUACCGGUCGCAAUGGCGUGCGCCAAACGGUGGAAAAGUCACGCUGAAGAGGAACACCCGGUCGGAGAGACAAAUGAUUGGGAGAUUGGUCCCGUUGCUUCCCGAAACGACUCCCAGUAUCGAAAGAAGGGUUUGGCUGACCGAUGCCUUAUUGCUUUAUACGACGCAGCGCGGAGCCGCUCUGGAGAGAAAAAAUUCGUCAGGUUUUGGGUAAGGCUCAUCGAGAAUCGUGUGGCGGACUACUGGAGGAAAAAGGGGUUCGUGCAAGUCGGACCGAGGUGGCUCAUCCCCAAGGGAGAAUGGCACAAGGAGAAAGAAUUCGUAAUGAUUCAUAUGUGUAAGGAAAUUUUGAGGGUUGCGGACGACGAAGCUUCGGCGAACUGGCACUAA